AUAUCAGUAAGUGCAAGGAUGAUCCACCAGUGCAGCCUAAUUUAAGGAUAUUUCCAACCACAGUUAUGGGGGACAGAAGACGCAGCUUCCAAGCAAGUUGGUAUGAAAGUCAUCCUUGGGUGGAAUAUUCUGUAAUUAUGGAUUCUGCUUACUGCUAUGCCUGCCGACAUUUCAGCCCACCAAGUAUUUCUGGCAGUGUGUUUGACUCACCAUCAGGCUUUAGGAAUUGGAAAAAAGCAACCGAAAGAGAGGGAGGGUUUUCGGUACAUUCAAAAUCUGACAGACAUAAGCAAGCAAUGAUAGCAUGGAAGGACUACCAAAGGGCCCUGAAAGCUAAUACAACACUGGAAAAUUUGCUUAACCAGGAACACAGUAAACAAGUAAAAGAAAACCGUGAGUAUAUUAAAACAAUUGGGGAAGUGAUAUUGCUCACGGCUAGACAAAACAUAGCACAGAGAGGACAUGAUGAGUCUGAGGAAUCAAAUAACAGAGGAAAUUUCAGGGAAAUUCUUGAAAUAGUUGCAAAUCACGAUGCAGCUGUUAAACACAGACUAACAUCCAUUCACCAUGCAAAGUACACUAGCAAGACAAUUCAGAGUGAGGUUCUGAAUUGUUUGGCAGAAAUGGUCCGUUCUGAAAUAAUUGAAGAAGUAAAAAGCAGUCAGUACUUCAGCAUCAUGGCAGAUGAGACUAAGGAUGUCUCAAAACAGGAGAAGAUUUCAUAUGUACUCAGAGAGCUCCAAAAAUUGAGUGACACACGAUGGGCUUGUCGGUUCAUGGCCCUACGUAACAUAAUGGACAGAUUACUUGCCCUAAAACGUGUCCUACAAGAGAUGGCACUAGAGCACAGGGGAGAAAAGUCUUCUGAGGCCCGUGUUACGCUUCGCAAAUUGUUUGGGGAAACGAAGCUUCUUUCAGAUAUGCUGCAGUCAUCAACUGUUGACCUCUCAAGAGCAGCAGAUUUAGUGGAAGGCAACAGUCCUUUUUUUGACAACCUGUGGGAUGAAGUAUUAACCAUCUGUGAGCAGUGUGAUGCUGCCACCCAGUCGUUGGCAAAACGACAAAGAACAAAAAGUUCUAGACUCCGUGAGUACCACAUACUAAGCUCUGUUGGUCAGAGGGAGCAAGUUUGUGAUAAAGAAACUUAUCGGUCCUCUUUCUUUUAUCCUGUCAUUGACUGCAUGCUUAGUGAACUAAGCAGACGUUUUUCAAAGACCAACUGUGAGCUGAUGAGUUGUAUCCAAUCUCUUAACCCCAAGAGUGAUGCAUUUUUAAAAGACACAACUCUGUUUGAAUUUGGCCGUCUUUAUGAUGCCAAUAUUGAGGCUCUGGGACCUGAACUCAAUCAGUUCAGAAGACUUUUAGAAACAAAACUAAAGAGUCACGAGAUUGAAAACCCUUCGGAUACAGUGGAGUUGAUCCGUUUCAUUGAGCCAUACAAAGACGUAUUCUGCCAGCUCUUUAGACUGUGCAAAAUUGCUGUUGCACUCCCAGUGAGUUCUGCUACCUGUGAGAGGAGUUUUUCCAAACUAAGAUUAGUGAAAACCUACCUCAGGUCCACUAUUACCGAUGAACGUCUCAGCAGUUUAGGGAUGUUAAGCAUUGAAUCCAGAAGGGCAAAGGCUUUGGACCUUGAUGCAUUUGUGGACUAUUUUGCAAGAAACCACAAACGCAGAAUACUAUUAUUG
This is a messenger RNA of Menidia menidia (Atlantic silverside), 1688 nucleotides long. The record is from the annotation of a GenBank genome assembly. Lineage: Eukaryota; Metazoa; Chordata; Actinopteri; Atheriniformes; Atherinopsidae.